AUGCAACCUACUCCCCCUGCCGCCGCGCCCAAGGCCGGAAGCACGGGAUCGACAGCCCGCCCGAAGGCGCCUGCUGCGGCUCCUGCCGCGAGCUCGGCCGGCGGCAAGAGCCAUGCCCCCCGUGGGGGCAAGGGCUCUGGCAUGUCCCCGGCCCCGGGGACCGGCGAGCCAACCGUCGGUCUGGCCUUCUCCGCGCGCCGGACAACGAGCACCAGUGCCGCGGCCGCGGCCGCGGCCGCCGCCUCUUCCCCUUCCACCGUCCCGGGUGUCUCCCCUGCGGAUGCCGCUGGCAGGGGCCCUUCCGGUGGUAAGGGGUCUCGCUCUGCGAAGGAUGCCCCUGCGAAGGCUGGUGGCCCUUCGCCUGGCGGCAAGCAGGGCAAGUCCCGCGGCCAGGCCGGCUCCUCUGCCGCUGGCAAACCGAGCCAGCCCCAGAGCCAGCCGCAGAAUCAGCAGCAGGGCCAGCAGCAGGGCCAGCAGCCAAAGGCUUCACGCAAGCAGCGCCAGCAGCAGGCGCACUCGUCUCCAACCCCGGAUUCUCCCGCCCCCACCUCCCAAAAGGCCGAUAAGGCUGAUAAGGCUGAAAAGCCCGACAGGCCCGAAAAGGGCCCAAAGGCCGGAGGCUCUCGUUCCGGUCGGAAGGACAAGCAGGGCCGCCCCGACACCGGUGCCCAUGCCGGCCAAUCCCCGCAGUCGCAGUCGCAGUCGCAGUCGCAGUCGCAGUCGCAGUCGCAGUCGCAGUCGCAGUCGCAGUCGCAGUCGCAGCCCCGCAAGGACAAGCCGGCCAAGGGCAAGGGCGCCGCCACUCCGGUGGUGGCCGACUCGCCGAAGCAGGCGUCCCCUGCGCCCGGCGGAUCGGCGCCUCCCUCCGGCAAGCAGCGCAACAGGCGCAACAGGGCCGCCGAGCGUGCUGCUGAGCGUGCCGGUGGCCAUGGCCGCACCCCCUCACCGGCCCCGGCGGCUGCCGAGCACAUGGCUCCCGGUCCCGGGGUCCCAGGAGUUCGGCCGCUCGCGGCACAGCACCACCAUGCUCGGCCACCAGUGGCCGGGCCGGACACGCAUCACCCCGUGAGGCCGCACCCGACUGGCGGGGCAUUUGCCCCGCUCUCCGGUCAGGGCCACCCGGGGGCCGGGUUUGCCCCACCGACCACCGGCCGCGGCCAGCAGCACAUGUUCCACUCGACUUACCAGCAGCCACCAUCCCAGCCGCAGCCGCAGCCGCAGCCGCAGUCGCAGUCCCAGCAGCAACAGCAGCAGCAGCAGCAGCAACUGUUGCUCCAUCCGUACCCCGGACAGCACUCUCAUCUGGUUCUGCUGCCGCCCCAGCCCGGCUACCCAGCUAUGCCCCACCAUGCUCAGCAGGGGGCCUUCCUGCCGGCGCACCAUCCCCAUGCUCACCACCACACGUUGUUGGCGCCUCCGCAGUCCUUCCCUCAUCCGCAGUAUCCUCCUGUGUCCAUGCAGCAGCACUACCCCCCAGUUCCUGGGGCAUACCUCCCGCGUCAGAUGAUGGUCGAGCAGCAGCCGCAGCAGCCGCAGCCGCAUAUGCAUUCCCUGCCGCAUAUGCAGCCACCGCCGCAGUCGCAGUCGCAGUCGCAGUCGCAGUCGCAGCAGCCGCAGCCGCAGCCGCAGCCGCAGCCGCCAGUCGCCAAGAAGGCUGCCCCCGCAAUGUCUCCGGACCUGGCCCCGCGGGAUUCCCCCUCGAGCUUCACAUCGACCGUCUCGGCGUCGGCUCCCCCGGCCGCGCGGGGUGCUGCCACUUCGGACGCGCGUCCUGGCAUCUCGGCCACCACGGCCACAGUGGCGCCGAGCGUUGGCCCCUCGGGCCCUCAGCAGCAGCAGCACCAGGCGCCUGGCUCCAAGCAGCGCACUCGCGGCGGCAGCCGGGCCUCCUCUCCGGCGGACGCGGCAGCCCCCCUCGGCUCUUCGUCCUCCUCCAGUGGGGUGCUCCCCCGGCAGUCGCCGCUCAUGCUGCUUGCCGGGAAGCGUGCCCUCGGCGGGGCCACUUCCUCCGCGUCACCAGGCUCGACCUCCGCCGAGGCGGAUGCCCCGUCCGCGCGGUCGCACGUGUCGAUGGCGGAGCCCUCCUCGGCAGCCAACCUCAUCGAGGAGUCCUGGUCCUCGCAGGCCAUCAGCAUCCAGACCCUGCAGGGGGAAGUCGGCCAUGUGGCCGCAUCCCGGCCCGUGGCCGAUGAGGCCGAGGUCGAUUCGGUGGCUGCCUCGGCUGGGCCGAUGGCCACUCCGGCCCCGGUGGGCGGUGGCGACGCCGCUCCGGCUUCGGCUUCGGCUUCGGCUUCGGCUUCGGCCCCGGCCCCAGUGACUCCGGCUCGGCCAACGGCCAGUCGUCCAGUUGCCCGGCCCGAGCCCGUCUACGAGGUUACCGACAACCUGGAGGCCACCCCCUCCGGGGUGUAUGUUGCCACGCCGACGGUCGAGACCAUCACCAUGUCCACCAUGCGUCAGCUGGACUCCGGUGUGUGGGUCCCGGUCAUCGAGGACACCGACGGCAGUGGUGCCCCUCACCCGCAGGAUCUCCUGAACUCGACGGCAUCGCCCGCGACUUGCUCUUCUUCUUCCUCCUCCUCCUCCUCCUCCUUGUCCCCGUCCGCCUCCUCGGCUGGCCCGUCGGCCGCUACCACCGGCACUUCCGGCUCGGCCGUGGCGGCCAGCGCCCUUUCCCCGGCCGCCGCCAUCAGUCCCAGCCGCUCGCUCCUGCAGCCGAUCACCGGCCUGGGCCUGCCACGCCCGGCGCGCCAGGCCUCGCCGCCUGCCUCUGCCACUUCCGUCACGCCUGCGACCAUGGCUGCCGUCGCAAAUGCCGCCACUCCGGCUGCCGAUGCCCCGGCGGCCGGUGCUGCUGCUGCGCCGGCUCCUCUGGCCCCGGCCACCCUGACCGACAAGCCCGCCAAUCCCUUUGGUCGUGGUGAGAACAUCGGCGGCGGCGGCGGCGGCAGCAGCAGCUCGGCCACCUCUUCCGCCUCGGUCUCGAGCCCGGUUCCCAGCUCCGCAUCGUCCCUCGGCCGUGAGCUCGGUCGUGGUGGUCCUUUCGUCACCAGUUCCCUCAGCUCGGCCCCCGGCGUCGCAGCCGGCAGCGGCAACCCGGCGAUUGGCACGCCCUCCUCGGCAGCCGGUACGGCUGGCCCCGGGCGCACCGCCGGUCGCGACUUUGCCGGCAUCUCCCGUUCGGACAUCCCAGGCCCCUCGGCCUCGGGAGCCCCGGCGCCAACUCUCUUCGAGCGCGGGUCUCUGGUUCAGCAGCAGCAGCAGCAGCAAGGCCUGCAGCUCCAGCACCCGGGAACUGGCCCCUGUUCUGGGGCUGGGGAGUCCUUCUCGGCGGUGGCCCCGGCCGAUCGGCCAUGCUCGGCGGCCACCGUGGCUGCCAUCGUGGCUCGGGCCUACCCGGCCAGCCCGCCACCUGCGGUGGACUUCCUGCCGGCCGAGCCCCGGUCCGGGGACAGCCCUGCCCUGCGGCAGCCUUUCCGCUUCCCCUGGACCGUGUACUUCCUGCCGAAUGUCCAAGAGCAGGCGGGCUUGCAGCAGCAGGUGGCCGCGGCUCAGGCCGCGGCGGCCCUGCAGAGCCCGGGACAGGCGCUGCGCCUGCCGGCUGACGAGUUGUACAACCGGUGCAUGGUCCCGCUGGCCGUGAUGCAGACCCCGGCCGAGAUGUUCACCGUCCUGUCUAAUCUCGAGAGCCCGGUAUCCCAGGAGUUCCCCUUCCGCUCUCAGAUGCUGAUGUUCCGCAAUGACAUCCUCCCGGACUGGAGCCACCCGCAAAACAGCGGGGGCUGUCACUAUUUCGUGUUCAUCCCCUUCGCGGCCGACGACCGCUCGCAUGAGCGAAGCUUCACAUCCCUGCGCGAGGCCUUCCUGGACUUCAUGACCCUCGGUGCCGUGUCCGGCACGCUGCUGUCCACUCUGCAUGCGCAUCGCCCAGCCGAUGUGGACCGUGCGAACGCCAUGAUGUCGGUCCUGAAGCAGAUGCGCCAGCCGGUGUCCCCCGCUGACUUGGCCCUGACGCAUGAGGUUCUGUCGCCGAUUCUCGGCGGUCCUCGUCUCGGCGAUGCCCUGCGCCUGUCCACCGCCGCCCUGGCUGCCGAGCACCCGGAUCUUGCGAUCAAUGGUGUGGUCGUUCAGCGCCGGCACAGCGGCUGUCGGAUUGGCUUCUGGGCCUCGCGCCAUCUGCCCGAGCUGCUUGUCUGGCUUCAGAAUUACGUCUUCGCACUUGGUCUGCAGCAUGGGGUUCACCCCGGAAUGUCGAGGGAUUUCGCCGCGGAAUUCAUCCUCCUUAGGUAAGAACGCGCGGUGCCUAUUCCUUUCCCAACAUUCAACAGUCAGUAGUGUACCAUGCCCCUCCCCACAGAGAAGGCGAAGGCGGAGCACCGCGGCAAGGUCUCGGGGGGCCAUGCGCGUAAGCUGCAAUGCAUGCGCCACACACCGCCAGGUUUCCCCUACGGCAGCACAAUUAGAUGCUGUCUCGUGGCGUGGCCGAUCUAGCACCGUGUGCGCGUAUGUAUGCGUGCGUGUGCGCGUGUUCAUAUGCUUUGGCCCAUGCGCGCGUGCAUGCUCUUCCCGUUCUCCCUUCUUCCCGCUCUCCCUCUCUCCCUCUCUCUCU
Fonticula alba is the source of this 4609-nucleotide messenger RNA. RefSeq lists its product as hypothetical. Lineage: Eukaryota; Rotosphaerida; Fonticulaceae. The coding region runs from base 1 to 4290 and encodes 1429 amino acids. The transcript has 4 exons. The record is from RefSeq and is a predicted model, not a curated record.